Molecule: messenger RNA, 2417 nt
Organism: Oncorhynchus keta (chum salmon)
Lineage: Eukaryota; Metazoa; Chordata; Actinopteri; Salmoniformes; Salmonidae
Product: EF-hand calcium-binding domain-containing protein 9-like
Exons: 3
Coding region: 1-471 (156 amino acids)
Biological process (GO): flagellated sperm motility
Cellular component (GO): cytoplasm; sperm principal piece
Molecular function (GO): calcium ion sensor activity
Source: RefSeq, a predicted model, not a curated record
AUGAAGCUAAAGAAAGGAGCUCUUUUAAAUUAUCUGGACUUUGACAGUGUCUACUGUCUUCUCUCCCUGCGCAACGCCAAAAUACUGUCUGAUUACUUCAAACUACUGGAUGUCCACAACAGGAACACUCUGAAUGACAUCCAGUUCUACCACUUCAUGCACCAUGUGACUGACCUGAAGAAGAAGGAGAUCAUGAUGACCUUUGACAUGCUAGACUGGAACGCCAGCGGAGAGAUCGCCUUCGAACAGUUCUACAUGCUGGUCUGCAUCCUGCUCUGCAGCGAGUACCACGUGGAGAAGAACUUCAUCUUCCGUCACUCCAGGCCGGUGUUUGAGUUGCUGGACAUGGACGGAGGUCGCACCAUCAGCCCCGCCGAGUUCCAGGCCUCUGGCUUCCUGUUCAACCUCAAGGGACACGCCCUCGAUAAGAUCUUCUACGAGUUCGACGUCUCCGGAGACGAGGUACACUGACUCUCUCUCUGGGUUUGAAGCCUAUUCACUAUACUGUAUAGUGCAUUACCUUUGACAAGGGUAAGAUCUUCCAGUUUGAUGUCUCUAGUUAGAGACAUGCUACUCUAAGCCGUGAUACGUCCUGAGCUGUCCAGGGACAGCGAUGUCUCUAGUUAGAGACAUGCUACUCUAAGCCGUGAUACGUCCUGAGCUGUCCAGAGACAGCGAUGACUCCACUACCCAGCUUUAGGUUGCCCUCUAUGUGUUUGUCUUCAAAGCAGACUAUACACCUCUGUGUCUCCCUUAGCACCUGAACUACAAGGAGUUUAAGAUGUUCACUAUGGCCUGUAUCGACAUGCAGGAGGAGACCAAGAAGAUGCAGAAGUAAGGAUUUAGUCUGAUAUGUUUGGAUUAUUUUAUCAUUGUUGCUUGUAACAUAUUUCUAAGCACUUUUACUUUUCUUAAUUCGUAAUUUAUUUACUUUCACUGCUUGGAUUUAAUAUAUUUUUUGAAGAACGUAUUAAUAUGUUUUAAAUAAAGUUGGAUGUGUUUUGAUCCCAGGUUACAGGUGAGGAGAACCAACACCCCCAGACAGGAGAGAGGUGCGACCAAUGCAGAGGUCACACACACACCUCCCGACUCACAAAGCGAAUGCAGCAGCCACACUGACUGAGAGAUAUGGAGAGAGGGAGAGAGGGAGAGAGGGAGAGAGGGAGAAAGAGGACAAUAGAGGAGGAGGGAAGUUGUUUACAAGGCUGAGAAAAAAUAAAGCUGUUUGUUUAGGAAGUGUUUCUUGUCUAUGCCUGGCAGAGGUGUUUGUAGAGUGCGUCAGAGUUCAUGCAGGUAAGUGUGUGAAUAUGUGUGUGUGUCUGACAAAAACGCAACAGCUAUACCAACAUGAGCCAUCGAAACUGGCUAUCCACCUCUGCCAAAGGAACUACACGUCUCUUCCAACCACAUGUCUCUUCCAGGGUUCCUAUAACUCCUCUGUACCUCCGACUCUGUGUGACCUGAGGGAAGUCCUGAUGUUUCUGGUUGACUCCGAGCACACAGAAACACCCUCACUUCUCAGAAACCCCAGUCUCACUAACCUUUCACUCCGAUACCACUCUUGUCCAUGUGCAGACUCUCUGACCACUCAUACCCACCCACUUGCUCAGAGGGAAGUGUACUGCAUGACACAGAUGUACAUGACAUCAUCCCCACUUCCAUCAGAGACAGAGAAAUCGUCAACAACGAUGAUGUAAUGCAGAUAUCUAUCGUUGCCUAUUGGAUAAUCACCAGUUGCUCUAGUACCACAAUGCACCAUAACCACCAUCAGUAUAAUGUCAUGCAGAAUCCCAGUUUCAAGGGUUUUCUCAGUCUUUCACACCUCCCUCCAUCCAUACUCAGUUUAAAUGCCAUGGCCUAUUCAUGACCCUUGCCCCCUAUGGUUCAGCCACAGUUCAUCCCGUGGACCUCCCGAUCAACUGUGUGCACUGUACCUCUGAGCCAACAAAGCCCUCCUCCACUUAACCUGCUCAUUACAGAGGAACACUGGCUCAUAGUACCUCUGAGCCAACAGACCUGUGUCUGUCUGUCCUCUCUCUGUGCCUUUGCGUGCGGCAGUGUUGGGAGAUCUCAGCUGGUGCUCCUUCCUCUCUGUGCCUUUGCGUGCGACAGUGUUGGGAGAUCUCAGCUGGUGCUCCUUCCUCUCUCUGUGCCUUUGCAUGCGGCAGUGUUGGGAGAUCUCAGCUGGUGCUCCUUCCUCUCUCUGUGCCUUUGCGUGCGACAGUGUUGGGAGAUCUCAGCUGGUGCUCCUUCCUCUCUCUGUGCCUUUGCGUGCGGCAGUGUUGGGAGAUCUCAGCUGGUGCUCCUUCCUCUCUGUGCCUUUGCGUGCGACAGUGUUGGGAGAUCUCAGCUGGUGCUCCUUCCUCUCUCUGUGCCUUUGCAUGCGGCAGUGUUGGGAGAUCUCAGCUGGUGCUCCU